This is a messenger RNA of Sporothrix schenckii 1099-18, 1602 nucleotides long. Its product is annotated as CD2 antigen cytoplasmic tail-binding protein 2. Gene Ontology annotation, molecular function: protein binding. The transcript has a single exon. The record is from RefSeq and is a predicted model, not a curated record. Bases 1 to 1602 code for a protein of 533 amino acids. Gene Ontology annotation, cellular component: U5 snRNP. Lineage: Eukaryota; Fungi; Ascomycota; Sordariomycetes; Ophiostomatales; Ophiostomataceae.
AUGUCAUCCAGAUAUGCCGCUGCGCGGCCAAAACGCGCCGGCGAGUCCUUUGCGCGACAACAUCACGGUGGCGGAGGUGGAGGAGGAGAUGGAAAUGGGAGCGACGAUGAGGGUGCUAGUGGUCACGAUCCAGGCAAGAAGGUUACUUUCGAUAUGCGCAACCCAUCGGCGUUGGCCCCAGAAGCGCGUGAAGACGACGAGGUGCUGGAGGCAGAUGUGAUUGGCGUGAACGCAGGCGCAACAAAGCGCGGCGCGGUCAACAUUGACGGUUACGACUCAGACUCGGACAAUGAGACGUUCAACGCACGUGCGGCACAGCGGAAACGGCCAGCAAAGGCAUCCGAUGCCGGCGUGGGAUUUAGCGUGUCAGGGAAUCCAGACGUAGAGGUUAACUUGUUUGACGAGCUGGACAACUACGACAAGCGGCUCAAGGGCGAGCCAGUGGGAGAUGAGAAGAACGGUGGCAAGGGCGGCGGUGACAAUGCCGACGAUGAUGACGACGACAUGUUUGGUGGCGGCGACGAUGACGAAGAUGAAAAGACCAGAACAAAAAAGGCGAGCAAAAACGGAGAUGGCGAUACCGAUGAGACGGGCAAGAAAAAGUGGAAGGAAGUGCGGUUCUUGCGAAAUAUCGAGGGCCAGGAAGAAGACAGCAAAAGCGGCGGCCACGUUCGCCUUGACGAGGAGUCAAGCAGUGACGAGGAGGAUGCCGAGCUCGCCAUCCAGGAGGAGGGCGUGGACGAAGAAGUCGGUCCGGGCGGUCUCAAGAAGCACGCGCCUCGCAUCGACGCCUUCAACAUGCGCCAAGAACAAGAAGAAGGUGCCUUUGACGAGUCCGGCAACUACAUCCGAAAAGCCGCCGACGCGGACGACCUGCACGACAGGUGGCUUGAAGGUGUGAGCAAGAAGGAGAUGAAACGUGCCGCGGCUGCACACGAAAAGCGCGAGGCCGAACUGCGGCAGGUCCGCCGGGAAGAGGACGAUAUCAUAACAGCGGAUGUGUUUGGGGCGCUGAUUACACGCCUGGAGCCUGGCGAAACGCCACUCGCAGCACUCGCGCGGCUGGGCAAGAACGCAAAUCAGUCCAAGAAGCCAAAAAACAAGCGCAUCCCAGCGUGGCGGCUCAAGCAGAUGGAGAAGAAGAAGCAGGCCCAGAGCGGCGACGAUGGCGACGAUGCAGACCAGAUGGACGUCGACAAGACGAAUGCGUCUGGAGAACCCAAGGCGGCUGAUGACCCAAAGCAGGCGCGGCUGAAGAAGGAGAUUGACGUCAUUACGGAAGCUGCCGACCGUCUACUAAACCGCGACUAUGCCGAGAUCUACGACAUGGUCCGGGAGAAGCUCAUCAAAGAAUAUCGCGUCGAGACUGGCGAAACGUGGGUUGACCCAGAAAAGCCGGUAGACAAUGGCGUUCCAAAAGACGUUAACGCUGCCAAGCUAUGGGAAUAUCGGUGGAUUGAUGGCCGAGACGGUGGAGUAAAGCAAGGGCCCUACGAUGCACCGACCAUGAAGGCAUGGCAGGAUGCUGGCUAUUUCGAAGGCGUUGAGUUUCGACCAGCAGGGAGCGGCGGUGCUUGGCGCAAGGAUGUCUCUUUUGCAUGA